Molecule: messenger RNA, 2517 nt
Organism: Nannospalax galili (Upper Galilee mountains blind mole rat)
Lineage: Eukaryota; Metazoa; Chordata; Mammalia; Rodentia; Spalacidae
Gene: Nrros
Product: negative regulator of reactive oxygen species
Exons: 3
Coding region: 217-2295 (692 amino acids)
Cellular component (GO): extracellular matrix
Molecular function (GO): protein binding
Source: RefSeq, a predicted model, not a curated record
UCCAUGUGACUUCAGUUUCCGUCAGUUCCUUCCGCAAGAGCUAAAAUAACCUGAUGCCCCAGUGCGAGGAGGCAGCGCCGCGCGCUCUCGAGGAGGAGACCCGGGCCCCAGAGACCAUGCGCCCCGCGGAGCCGCCUGGGCCUGAGGGAGCCGUGAGUAUUUCGUGCGUGGGCUCCCCGCCGGGCAUCGCCAGGCUUCUCCAGUGCUGUGCUUGAGAUGGAGUUGCUGCCCCUUUGGCUCUGCCUGGGUUUUCACUUCUUGGCCGUGGAAUGGAGGAACAGAAGUAGUACAGCCAUGGCAGCUUCCCAAGGAGGUUGCAAGGUGGUGGGUGGAGUUGCUGACUGCCGGGGGCAGAACCUUGCACUGGUGCCAAGUGGCCUCCCAUCUCAUUCCUGGACGCUCAUCCUGGAUGCUAACCCUCUCAAGACCCUGUGGAAUCAUUCCCUCCAGGCCUACCCUCGCCUGGAGAACCUCAGCCUGCACAACUGUCACCUGGACCGUAUUGGGCGCUAUGCCUUCCAGGAGCAAGGCUACUUGCACAGCCUGGGCCUGGCUGACAACUCCCUUUCUGAGAACUACAAGGAGACAGCAGCUGCUCUGCACACCCUGCCAGGGCUACAGAAACUGGACUUGUCUGGAAACUUCCUGACGGAAGACAUGGCAGCCCUGAUGCUUCAGAACCUCUCCUCGCUGGAGGCUGUGUCCCUGGCAAGGAACACCCUCAUGAGGCUUGAUGAAUCUAUCUUUGAGGGCCUGCAGCACCUCAGGGACCUGGAUUUGCAAAGAAAUUACAUCUUUGAGAUCGAAGGUGGUGCUUUUGAUGGAUUGAUUGAGCUGAGACAUCUCAACCUGGCCUACAACAACCUCCCCUGUAUUGUGGACUUCCGCCUCACACAGCUGCGCUUCCUCAAUGUCAGCUACAACACCCUGGAGUGGUUCCUGGCAGCCAGGGAAGAGGCGGCCUUUGAGCUGGAGAUGCUGGACCUGUCUCACAACCAGUUGCUCUUUUUCCCUCUGCUGCCCCAGUGUAGCAAGUUGCAUACCCUCCUGCUACGGGACAAUAACAUGGGCUUCUACAGGGACCUGUAUAACACCUCCUCACCUCAGGAGAUGGUGGCCCAGUUCCUCCUUGUAGAUGGCAAUGUAACAAAUAUCACCACUGUCAACCUCUGGGAAGAAUUUGCCUCCAGUGACCUGUCAGCUCUCCGCUUCUUGGACAUGAGCCAGAACCAGUUCCAGUACCUGCCAGAUGGCUUCCUAAAGAAAAUACCUUUGCUUUCUCACCUGAACCUCAACCAAAACUGCCUGAUGAAGCUCCAUAUUCAGGAGCAUGAGCCCCCAGGAGCACUCACAGAGCUGGACCUGAGCCACAAUCAGCUGGAGGAGCUGCGCCUGGCUCCAGGGCUCACUGGCUGCCUCAAAAACCUCCGUCUGUUCAACCUGAGCUCCAACCAGCUCCUGGGGAUCCCCACUGGCCUUUUUGCCAAUGCCAGUAACAUCACUACAAUUGACAUAAGCCACAAUCGGAUCUCACUUUGUCCCCAGAUAGCUCCCUUAGACUGGGUGGGGCCCUCCAAUUGUGUGGAUUUCAGGAAUAUGGCCUCUUUGAGGAGCCUCUCUCUGGAGGGCUGUGGGCUGAGAGCAUUACAAGACUGCCCGUUCCAGGGGACCUCUCUCACACACUUAGACCUGUCUAGCAAUUGGGGGGUUCUGAAUGGAAGCAUCACCCCUCUCUGGGAUAUAGCCCCUACCUUACAGGUCCUGUCUCUCAGGAACGUGGGCCUCAGUUCUGGGGUUGCAGAGUUGGAUUUCUCUGAGUUUGGCAAUCUGAGGGACUUGGAUCUGUCAGGAAAUUCCUUGACCAGCUUCCCAAGGUUCAGGGACAGCUUGGUUCUGCAGACUCUGGAUCUCCGCCGAAAUUUACUUACAGCCCUUCCCCAGAGGGCUAUGUCUGAGCAGCUCCUGAGGCGUUUACAGACCAUCUACCUCAGUCAGAAUCCUUAUGACUGCUGUCAGGUGGAGGGAUGGGAGGCCCUAGAGCACUUAAAGACUGUCGCUGACUUGGCCAUGGUCACUUGCAACCUCUCUGCCAAAGUCAUUCGAGUGGUGGAGCUGCCUGGAGGCAUUCCUCAGGACUGCAAGUGGGAGCGGGUAGACACAGGCCUGCUCUACCUGGUGCUCAUUCUCCCCAGCUGCCUCACCCUGUUGGUGGCCUGCACUGUCAUGUUCCUCACUUUCAAGAAGCCUCUGCUUCAGGUCAUCAAGAGCCGCUGUCACUGGUCCUCCAUAUACUGACCUGUGCGACAGUUAGAAAUUUGAUCUUCUGUUUAAGGAUGCUUUCUCGGCAGAAGCAGAGGCAGUGUGAUGAGUUGAGGGUUAAAUUGAAAUUUAAAAUGUUUCCAUCCCUUAGUCCCAUUAAGUUCCUCCACCCUGUGAUUUAUCCUCAUCAUCCUGGUGAAAUAUUUAUUAAGUGACGUUCUAUGAGAAUAAAAGAUAUGUCUCAUAAAUGCUUUUUGA